Molecule: messenger RNA, 1764 nt
Organism: Prunus dulcis (almond)
Lineage: Eukaryota; Viridiplantae; Streptophyta; Magnoliopsida; Rosales; Rosaceae
Product: disease resistance protein RUN1-like
Exons: 2
Coding region: 1-1650 (549 amino acids)
Biological process (GO): signal transduction; defense response
Molecular function (GO): ADP binding
Source: RefSeq, a predicted model, not a curated record
AUGGCACUUGUGAGAGCAGCUCAGCAAACACCCUCUUCUAAAGCUUUUAGAUGUUGUCGUUAUCACGUGUUCCUGAGUUUCAGAGGCAAAGACACUCGCAAGACUUUCACUGACCACCUAUACACGGCUCUUGUCAACGCUGGAUUUCGCACUUUCCGAGAUGACGAUGAAGUCGAGAGAGGAGAAGGUAUCAAGCCCGAACUGCAGAAAGCAAUCAAACACUCUAGAACUUCUGUUAUUGUGUUCUCGAAAAACUAUGCGUCGUCCAGAUGGUGCCUUGACGAGCUCGUCAUGAUCCUUGAACACAAGAGGAUCUCAGCUGACCAUGUCAUUUUACCUGUCUUCUACGACGUGGAUCCAUCCGAUGUGCGGAAGCAGACAGGAAGUCUUGCAAAGGCAUUUGCUAGACACCAAAAAACCCAACCAUCGAACAAAGAGAAGGAAUGGAGGGAGGCACUUUCAGAGGUUGCAGAUCUGGCAGGGAUGGUCUUACAAAAUCAAGGAUACGAGUCAAAGUUUAUCAACAAGAUUGUUCAAGUGAUAGGAGAAAAACUAAGGCGUAGACCCCUAAAUGUUCCCCACAUCAUGAUCGGAAUGCAUUCUCGAGUCCACGAACUUAAUUUAUGGUUACAAGAUGGAUCAGAUGAUGUCGGCAUACUUGUAAUUUAUGGCAUGAGCGGAAUAGGGAAGACAACCAUUGCAAAGUCUCUUUAUAAUACAAACUUUGAAAGAUUUGGAGGAAGCAGCUUCAUCGAAAACAUUAGAGAAAUUUCACAGCAACCUAAUGGCCUAGUUCAAAUACAAAAGCAACUUCUUUCUGACAUUUUGAAUGGGAGAAAAGUAAAAAUACAGAGUGUUAGUGAGGGAAUGACUGAGAUACAAGAUGCGAUAAGCUCUAAAAGGGUUUUUCUUGUUCUCGACGAUGUGGAUCAUAUUAGCCAAUUAGAUGUGGUGCUUGGAAUGAAAGAUCAGUUUUAUCCAGGAAGUAAAAUCAUCAUAACAACUAGGCGUGCAGGAUUGUUAAAGGCUCAUCAAGUUACUAAGGUGCAUGCAGUUCAAACUUUGGAUAACAAAGAAUCAUUGGAGCUCUUAAGUUGGCACGCUUUUGGCCGAGACCAUCCCAUUGAAGAUUACAUAGAAUAUUCAGAGAAGCUAGUCGAUCAUUGCGGAGGACUUCCAUUAGCCCUUCAAGUUUUAGGUUCUUCGUUGUUGGGGGAAAGUAUAGGUGUAUGGAAAAGUGCAUUGGAGAAAUUAAAAGCCAUUCCAAAUGGUGAAAUAGUAAAUAAGCUAAGAGUAAGUUACGAUUCUUUGCAAGAUGACCAUGACCGAAAAUUAUUCCUUCACAUUGCUUGUUUCUUUAUCGGAAAGGACAAAGAUUGCAUUGUUAAAAUACUAGAUGGAUGUGAUUUCUAUACAAUUGUUGGCAUUCAAAAUCUUAUCGAUAGAUGUUUGGUGACAAUUGAUGGAUGGGACAAGGUGCAUAUGCACGACCUGAUUCGUGGAAUGGGAAGAGAAAUUGUUCACCUAGAAUCAAAGGAGCCUUGGAAGCGUAGUAGAGUAUGGCAUCAUAAGGACUCUUUCAAAAUCUUGACAGAAAAGAAUGUAAGAAAUAUGCGUUAUUUGUAUACAUAUUUGUUUUUAUUCUUCUAAAAUAUUUCCAAAUGUUUUUCCCCUUUAUUUUGUAGGGUACGAAAACAAUUGAAGGUCUUGUUCUAGACAUGCACAUGUGCCCUACAAACAUUCUCAUAUACUCAAAUGAGAUAG